AUGUUCACAAUCCCCACCACCACCAUCGUCAUCAUAGACAACGGGCUCGGGAACAAGAAGAACUGUGCUUGCAGGCAGCAUUUGGCAAGAAAGCAAAAGGCAGCAGCGUACCGCGAGCGCGUUGAUGCUGCGCUGAGCAGAGAUGAGGGUGCACUACCGCCGCUCCAGCUGUAUGAGGUGGUGCGCAUGCUGCUGCGCGUGUUUGAUCCCGCCCACGACCGCGACCGCUUCCACACUACAGCCAAGAUUAUCCUGCGAGGCGUGUUUGCUGCCGGCAGUGACAGUGCCAAUGCCCUCAACUCGUACUUCUCUCUCAUCCUCAACAAAGCUGUGCUCCAAGGCUGGAUCGCGCAGGUGAAGGCGUUGAUGCGAGUGGCGAGCGACGUGCUGGUGAACCUUCGUGACCGAAGAGACGACCACGCCCUUGCCCACACCAGCGCCACCCUCCUCCUCACAUGCCUCGACCACGAGCGAUGGAAGCUGCCUAUGGACCCCGCCAAGGCGGCCGUGUUCCGAGUCAUUGCCGGCUCUUUCCUGACCACGCUCGACAAGCCACACGUCUUUGCCGCCCUCAAGGGGUAUCUGGACAUGUGCUUGGCUGCGCCAAAGUCGCGGUGUCAGCCGCCAACAAUGGCCGUCAUUGUUGCUCUCCUCAACAGGCUCCUCUCCUCCACCAAGGACAAAGACGCCACCCUCAACGCAUUCUGCCUAUCCAUGAUGCAAGUGCCCACGGUCAUGGCCGAAAUCAAACUCUCCACCUUCACUGCAAAGGAAGACGUCCUCCAAUACGCCAUCCAUCACACACAGGCGCUUGUGGGCGCACUCUCUGAUGACGGCAAUGCAGCCCUGUUCUUUCUCGGAAACACAUGCUCGCUCUUCGACGCACAGACCACAAUCAAGCACACAGAUGUGCAGGACUUGAUGUCGGCGUGUGUGGAGUGCUGUCUCAACUUCACUCGGAAACACCAAACCAGGUCUGCCAAAUCCACGAAAUCCUCCUCCACCUCCUCCGAGCACCCUCUGCUCGGGUGGUACCGUGGCCACACCGCUCGCGGACACCUCGACGCAAUGCCGCGCGUGCUGGGCCAGCUGCGCUCGCUCUGGUCCCCGCUCGCUGUGCGCACGCGAUUUGAGGACGUGUGGACGGAGACGGAGCGGCUGCGGGGGCACAACCCGAAGGACGGUGGGCUGCAGACCCUCGGCAAGUUAACACACCAGCAGCCACCAUCGUCAUCAUCAUCACCAUCAUCAUCGUCAGCGUCGUCAUCGUCGUCGGCAAAGCCCUCGUUGGCCUCAUCCGCAACAUCCCCAAGACCAACAGCAGCCAACGCUACAACCACCGCAUCUGCACCAACGCCAGCAUCAUCCUCAUCCUCGUUAUCCUCAUCGUGGUGGGCGCCAUCUGCGUUGCGACUGCGCCAAAUCUUCCAAAUGACAUCGUCGUCACACCGGUUUGUGGAUAAGGCGGCGAGUGAGCGCGUGGCGCGGGCGUGUGCGUUCUACCAGUCCCUGUACACGACCAUCAAAGUGGCAAACCAGGAGGUGCUGGGCGCCAUCGCCUUCAACCUUGACCUUGUGCCGCGCCUGUGGACCUUCAUGCACCACAUUGGGCCCAAGGGAAACAUGGCCGUGUUCAUGGCGGUUGCUGCUGCCGCCGCUUCCGGUGGGCUGGAGCGUGACCCACUCGUCGCCUGUCUGGAGGUGGCGUGCGACGCCACACGCAUCCUGCUCACCGUUGUUGACGAUGGCGAGAUGUUUGGCGCAGCAUCCGCAACAGGAGGAACAGGCGCAGGAACAACAGGAACGGGCAGCGGUCCUCUCUCGGCGGAGCACCUCAUCCUCAUCUCGGCGUUCCUGAACAGAUUCAUGUACUCUGUCAUAUGGGACCAUGGCCUCUCCCUCAGCACCAUGGCCAAACACAGCGACCGCCACCACCACGCGCGCGCCACGACGCUCCUGCGCAGCUGUACACGCCUCAUCCGCCUCAUUCGCGACUUGGACGACCGGCAGCAGUUUGCGCCGCAGAACCACUGGCUGCUCAAGCAGGCGCGCCCACGCACCAUCACUGCACAGUACAUCAAGGAGGCCACUGCUGCUGGUGGUGGUGGUGGUGGUGGCAGUGGUGGUGGUGAUGCGGCUGGUGAUCGUGCCCACACGCUGCUGCGGUUCCUUCCACACCUGGUGCCCUUUCGCGAGCGCGUGAAGCUGCUGCGUCAACUGCUGGACCACCACCGCCAACGGUACCUCUCGGCACUGCCCCAGUUCCGCACGGACCCGAUGGCCAAGAUCAGGCGCACCGCCGUGCUCACAGACGGGUUCCGCGAGAUUCGGCAGUUGGGACCGGACGCCCUCCGCGACAAUGUGCGUGUUGUGUUUAUCAACGAGCAGGGCCUCCCCGAGGCCGGCAUUGACGAGAGGGGAUUGUUCAAGGAGUUUCUGGAGCAGACGCUCAAGGCAGGGUUUGAUCCAGAGUUUGGGCUGUUCACGGCAACGCCAGAGGGCAACAACACGCUGUAUCCCUCGCCCACGAGCAGCGUGCACGAGAACCACCUGCAGCUGUUUGAGUACCUUGGUCGCAUGGUGGGCAAGAUGAUCUACGACGGGAUGGUGGUGGAGCUGCCGCUCGCCCCGUUCUUCUGCAACAGCAUAUUGGGCAUCAGCAACACGCUGCGUGACCUCCCUGCCCUCGAUCCAGACCUGGCCCGCAACCUGCAGUUUGUCAAGACGUACGAGGGCGACGUGAGCGACCUCGGGCUGUGUUUUGCUGUUGACGAUGAAGUGUUUGGGCACCACGUGACCGUCCCGCUGCGGCCCGGCGGCAGCGCCAUCGACGUCACCAACGACAAUCGCAUCCUGUACGUGCACUUGCUCGCCGACUACCGCCUCAACAAGCAGCUCGACAAGCAGAACCAGGCGUUUGCGCGCGGCCUCACGCACAUGGUGCCGCGGCACUGGCUGCGGCUGUUCACGGCGCCUGAGCUGCAGCGUCUCAUCUCUGGGGACAACGCCCCCCUGGACAUCAACGACCUGAAGCGGAACGCGCAGUACAUUGGCGGCUACACGGCGAGCCACCGCAUGAUCAAGUGGCUGUGGGAGGUGGUGGGCCGGGACUUUUCUCGCGAGGAGCAGCAGAUGUUUCUUCGCUUCGUCACCAGCAGCUCCAAGGCGCCUGUGCUCGGGUUUGCCACGCUGCAGCCGCCAUUCACCGUGCGCUGCAUGAACGAGGGCGACAGGGAGGAGGUGGUCACCGUUGGGGGCGUUCUCGCCAACUUCUUUUCCCGCGGCACAGACACGGCGCGCCUUCCGUCUGCAUCCACCUGCUUCAACCUCCUCAAGCUGCCCACGUACAAGUCAAAGAAAGCCCUGCGAGAGAAGCUGCGUUAUGCAAUCUCCCAAGGGGCGGGGUUCGAAAUGGCAUGA
Molecule: messenger RNA, 3420 nt
Organism: Salpingoeca rosetta
Lineage: Eukaryota; Choanoflagellata; Craspedida; Salpingoecidae
Product: ubiquitin-protein ligase E3B
Exons: 7
Coding region: 1-3420 (1139 amino acids)
Biological process (GO): protein polyubiquitination; ubiquitin-dependent protein catabolic process
Molecular function (GO): ubiquitin protein ligase activity
Source: RefSeq, a predicted model, not a curated record